ACAAUAGCCAAGGAGAAAUUAAUCAGAAAGAAAACUUAAUGGCUAUGGGAAAGAGAGCUCAAGAAGAUGACAUCGCUAAUGGCAAUGAUCGUUUCGAAGAAGCGUUCACCAAGGUUGAAAACCAAAGUCCAAUGCAGAAUGAUAACGAUAAUCCGAAGCCAUAUUCUCCCCAGCAGCAACCAACAAGCUCUAAGAUUGAAAAUUCGCCCUCUGAACCUGAUUCAAUGGAACAGGAUGACCAGCUUGAAUUGGCCAGAAUAGAGAUGGGUGAGGUGAGGGAGGAGAACGAGAGGUUAAAGUUGUACUUGGAACGCAUAAUGAAAGAAUACAAGGCACUCCAGAUUCAGUUCUUCGAUAUCGCUAAGCAAGAAGAUCAGAAGCAACAGGCCACGGAGGAUACCGAUACUGCCAGUGCCCAGGAACUCGAAGAAUCUGACCUUGUCUCCCUUAGCCUUGGACGAGUUUCUGGUUCUUCGGUAGGAAAGGAUGAGAAAAGAAAGUCAUUGUCUGGUCUAGAGAAUAAGGAUCAGAAAAUCAAUGAAGAUCGAGAAGGGUUGGCACUUUCUCUGGACUGCAAGUUUGGAGCAGCUAAGUCGGGAAUGACCGAAUCACUGCCAAACAAUACGAGCCCUGAGAACAGUCUCGAGGAUCCGAAGGAGGAUGCUGGGGAGCCGCCAAGUAAAGUUCUCAAGACCAUGAGAAGCGGAGACGACGAGGUCUCUCAACAGCACCUGGCCAAGAAAGCUAGGGUUUGCGUGAGAGCCAGCUGCGAUACCAUGACGAUGAACGACGGAUGCCGGUGGAGAAAAUACGGACAGAAAAUUGCAAAAGGAAAUCCGUGCCCUCGAGCCUAUUUUCGUUGCACAGUUGCACCAUCAUGUUCUGUAAGGAAACAGGUUCAGAGAUGUGCAGAGGACAUGUCGAUUCUGAUAACCACAUAUGAAGGAACACACAACCACCCACUUCCGGUUUCAGCCACUGCCAUGGCCUCCAUCACAUCGGCGGCCGCCUCCAUGCUUUUAUCGGGCUCAUCUACCUCUGGAUCUGGCCAAGGCAGCCUGCCAACUGCCACCACUACCGACCUUAACGGACUAAACUUCUAUCUGUCUGACCCUUCACGAUCGAAGCAGUACUACUUGCCUAAUUCAUCGCUGAUGAUGCGUUCACCUUCCCACCCUACCAUAACCCUCGACCUCACUUCAGGCCCAGCCAUCACAUCCUCCGCAUCAUCUUACCUAAAUCGGUUCGCUUCUGGUACUGCAAGGUACAGCUCAUCAAUCAGCUUAAACUACCGCCCGAUGUCCGAGCCCAGUACUCUACCGAUCUCUUGGGGUACUAGCGGGUUACCUAAAUAUGGCACUACCGACCAUCAACCCAUCAACAAAAGCAACCCUCAAGAAGCCUUUCUUCACCAUCUCCCCUACUUGCAAAAGACAAACUAUAACCCACAAGACUCCAUAGCCGUGGCCACCGAGGCAAUCAUUACGAACCCGAACUUCCAGUCUGCCCUAACUGCUGCCCUCAAGUCAAUAAUCUGUACUGGCAGUAGUCCCAUCUGUAGUGGAACAGCGCUGGCUCUUGGAAACUUUCAGGGCUACUCCGGUGAAGAUGUUUCGGGGCCCAAAGUUAAGUUGGAAUGAGAGAUCCACGGCCUCGGGCGGAUCUAUAUGCAGACCAACACCGCAAGCCAAUGCGUGUGGGUUGAGCUAUCUGAACAAUUCAGGUCCUUCGAUGAACUCUCAUCAUCAGGCCGCAAGCUUAAGGUUUCUACAAUCUAAUCCGAUUCCAUUGCCGUUUUCCUCCUCCAAGCCGAACACUGCGGAGGCAUCUCCGGGCAGCGCAGUAAAGACCGGAACAGCUUUUAAUUAAUUUUUUUUCCAAUUAUUUUUGCUGUAUAGAUUUUAGUAAUAUUACUAAAACUGUUGUCAAAUUUUUUUUAGUAAUUUAUAAUUUUGAAUUAAUAACGAAGAACAUUUUAUUUUGGGUAGAGACGAGAAGAACAUUUCGAUGUAUGACCCAUCACAGUUUGUAGAAUUGUUGACCAGUCCUGCGUUCAUAAUAUGUAAUCUU
Molecule: messenger RNA, 2070 nt
Organism: Punica granatum (pomegranate)
Lineage: Eukaryota; Viridiplantae; Streptophyta; Magnoliopsida; Myrtales; Lythraceae
Source: RefSeq, a predicted model, not a curated record